AACUGUUAUCAGACGUUUGUGUUGAAAAUACAUUUCAGUUCGCACCAACAGGAACAAUAACAGCACCAAAUUUUCUACUCAGAUUCCAUCCGACAAGGAAAAUAUGCUUUCCUCUCGUGCUGUUCUCCUAGGGAGGCUGCUGCAGCGAUCGCUGAGUUCGCGAAACGCCGUCAGCGGAAUUCGCAAGCAAAUAGUUCGCCACAGUCACGAUGUUUCAUACCGGAUGAAUGGUCCUAAGCCUGAACUGUGGGCUCGCGCUGGUGGCCAAAUCGCUGGCGGAUUGAUGUGGUGGUGGGUCCUUUGGCAUCUGUUCCACGAAUACGAGCACAUUACGGGAGAGUUCGAAUAUCCUGAUCCCACUGCAUGGACGAAUGCUGAAUUAGGGAUUCCACCAGAUAAUUUCGAGGAAUAGAUUUGGGCAGUUUUUCAAAAAGAUUAUCGAUUAGCUGAUGGAAAGAGGUCAAACGCUGCUCGUAAUAUUGAAUUAUGUAAAUAAAUUGAUCGGGGAGAAACUGAGCAUAAUA
Molecule: messenger RNA, 524 nt
Organism: Toxorhynchites rutilus septentrionalis
Lineage: Eukaryota; Metazoa; Arthropoda; Insecta; Diptera; Culicidae
Exons: 3
Coding region: 104-412 (102 amino acids)
Cellular component (GO): mitochondrial inner membrane
Source: RefSeq, a predicted model, not a curated record